UAAACAGCCAGUCUAUCCAACCAGAGAAGCGAUCGUUGUCCCACCGGGAAUCAGUUUGCGGGGAAAAAAAAUCACUGGCAGGAAGGGAAACCAGGGACGGGUCCGGCUCUUUGCCUGAAGCUAGGGUUGAGGCCGCGGUCUUAGGGAGAGGAGGAGGAGGAGGCGGCGGCGCCGCUCCAGACGCCUGGUCGGGCGGGGAGAGGGAGCGAUGGCGCGGCGCUGGUAAGCCCAGGCCUUGGAGGAAAUGAAAAUGUUGUCGGUACGGAGGGCGCUCCAGGAGUUGGGGCUGAGGCUCAGGUUUCACCUGGUCCGAGAUAUCGGUCGCCAGUAUCCGGUCUUCUGCUUCAUAAUUGUGCUGCUCACCCUUUCCACGCUGCUGUUUAACAGGUAUCUUCACAUUCUUCUGAUGUUUUGGUCAUUCCUUGCUGGAGUUAUCACUUUCUACUGUUCACUUGGACCUGACUCGCUUCUGCCCAGUAUUCUCUUCACUAUUGAGCGGAAACCAAAGCAGCUGGAACAGCAAGAACUGUUUCCCCAAGGUCAUAGCUGUGCUGUCUGUGGGAAAGUCAAAUGUAAAAGACAUAAGGCCACACUACUAUUGGAAAACUAUCAACCGUGGCUGGGUUUGACAAUUAGUUCAAAGGUGGAUGCAUCUCUGUCUGAAAUACUGGAGCUGGUGAUUGAAAACUUUGUACACCCUUGGUAUAGGGACUUGACUGAUGAUGAAGCCUUUAUUGAUGAACUCAGAGUAACUUUGCACUUCUUUGCAGCUGUUCUAGUCCGUAGAGCUCAGAAGGUUGAUUUUCCAGUCCUCGUAAACCAGAAAUUGUUAAAAGCAGCAAUGAAGCACAUUGAAGUCAUAUCAAAAGCAAGACAAAAAGUAAAACAUAGUGAAUAUUUACAACAAGCUGCACUGGAAGAGUAUGGGCCAGAUCUGCAUCUGGCUCUGAGAAGCCGUAGGGAUGAACUCCUAUAUCUCAGGAAAUUGACUGAGCUGCUAUUCCCAUACAUUCUACCACCAAAAGCCACAGAAUGCAGAUCUCUAGCCUUGCUAAUUCAAGAAGUUCUGGCUGGAUCAGUGUUUCUCCCCUCUCUGGACUUUUUGGCUGAUCCGGACACUGUGAACCAUCUAUUGCUGAUUUUCAUAGACGAUAGUCCGCCGGAACCAGCGACUGAGCCCCCCUCUCCCUUGGUUCCCUUUCUGCAGAAAUAUGCUGAUGCAAGAAAUAAAGCCCAAUCGGCCCUAAAACUUGAGUUAAAGGAGAUAAGAGAGCAACAGGAUCUGCUCUUCUGGUUCAUGAACUUUCUGAAGCAAGAGGGUGCAGUGCAUGUGCUACAGUUCUGUUUCACUGUAGAGGAAUUCAAUGACCGGAUCUUGCGUCCAGAGUUGACUGACAACGAGAAGCAAACUCUUCAUGAGGAAGUGAAGAAAAUUUAUGAGACAUAUUGUCUUGAUGAGAGUAUCGAUAAAAUCAAAUUUGAUCCCUUUAUCAUAGAAGAGAUACAACAGGUUGCAGAAGGAUCCUAUGGGGAUGUAGUGAAACUUCAGACCAUGCGCUGUUUGUUUGAAGCUUAUGAACAUGUCAUGAAUCUGCUUGAAACAGUUUUUACACCUAUGUUCUGCCACAGUGAUGAGUAUUUCAGAUAUUUGUUGAAAGGAGCAGAGUCACCUACACGCAACUCCAAGUCCAAUAGAAGUAGCCUGAAUUUGGAUGAUUUUCGCACCAAACAGGAAUUUAAACGGGGCACUGAAUCUGCAUCUCUAGGGCAAGCUACCUCCAUGAAUCAAGGGUCUUCAUCAGCAUCUGUUUUUCCUCAUGUCCAGUCAAUUCUAACUCUUCCAUCUGGCAUUUUACCUUCUCUCCCUGCUGCUAUAACGGGCUCCAAUAAACGUGGAGAAUCUUUUGGAAUAAGUCGAAUAGGCAGCAAGCUCAAAGGAGUCUUUAAAAGUACAACGAUGGAAGGAGCUAUGUUGCCUAACUAUGGAUUACCAGCAGGAGAUGAUGACCUUGUUGAAGAAGCAACUGUUGUGUCUGAGGAUGAUCUACUUGAAGAACUGGCAAUCACUCCCAAUGCUCAGCGUAACCUCUCUGCAUGGAAAAUAAGCAUUCCAUUUCUAGACUUAUACUUUGACAGUAAAAAAGAGAAAGUCCCAGUCUUCUGUAUUGAGGUGGAUCGAAAUGAAGAAGGUUCAGAGGGACGUGAAAGUGUUUACCGAAGAUAUUUUGAAUUUUAUGUCCUUGAGUCGAAGCUUACAGAAUUUCAUGGAUCUUUCCCGGAUGCACAGCUUCCCUCAAAGAGACUCAUUGGAUCCAAGAACUUUGAUUUCCUGAACUCUAAACGAGAGGAGUUUCAGGAAUACCUGCAGAAUUUGUUGAAACAUCCAGAACUAAGUAACAGCCAACUUCUGGCCGACUUUCUGUCCCCCGAUGGCUGUGAAUCUCAGUUUCUUGAGAAAAUUCUUCCAGAUGUAAACCUGGGAAAGAUUAUCAAGUCUGUCCCUGGAAAACUGAUAAAGGAGAAAGGCCAACAUCUGGAGUUAUUCCUCACAGCAUUCAUCAACUCGUGUGAGGCUCCCAAACCUAAACCAAGCAGGCCGGAGCUCACUAUUCUCAGUCCUACUUCGGAAAAUGACAAGAAACUCUAUAAUGACUUGUACAAAAAUAAUGCCAAUCGCUCUGAAAGUAUAGAGAAAAAGUACAACCAGAACUACUUCAUGGAAAUGAUGACAUUAGAUGGCAUCUAUGAUUACCUGAUGUAUGUGGGACGUGUUGUUUUUCACAUGCCAGAUUGGCUGCAUCAUUUGUUAAUGGGUGUACGGAUUCUCUUUAAGAACACACUUGAAGCGUAUUCAGACAAUUACCUUCAGCAUAAGCUGAGCCAGUUGCUACAAGAGCAUCGAGUAGUCUCCCUUAUAACCCUGCUGAGAGAUUCAGUCUUCUGUGAGAAUACUGAACCUCGCUCCAUUGAAGGCAGACAAAGGAGAGCAAAACAAACUUUUGACGAAAUGAUGAACUACAUUCCUGAUUUUUUUGUGAAGUGUAUUGGGGAAGAAGCCAAGUACGAGGGAAUUAGACUACUGUUUGAAGGACUGCAGCAGCCAGUGCUCAACAAACAGCUGACAUAUGUAUUGCUGGACAUAGUACUGCAGGAGCUGUUUCCUGAACUCAGUAAGGUGCAGAAAGAGGCAGCAUCUGCUUCCCUGUGGAAAUGAAGAAUACUGCUACCCAUUUCCCUAUGAGAGACCUUUUUUUAGGAGCUGGAGUGCAAUAGAGCCAUGCUGUUUAUAUUCCGUGGAAUUAUGUGUAUGAAUGCUGAAUAUUUUUAGUGAGACUUGUGUGUAAGUAAAUGUGAACAUUAAUUUUAUGAAAUUUGUGCUGUGAAUGUGAACAUUAAUUUUAUUUGAAAAAUGCUGAUUUAUUUUCUGAACAUGUGUGCAUUCCACUACACCACACCAAUAAAGGAUACUGCAUCAUUGUAUUGUGGAAACCCGGAUAAUCCAGUGACUUUAUCUAUAGUUGGAUUGAGCAUUAAGUCUAAUGCUCUAGAAGACUGAGUUAAGCAAAAUUUGUGUAUUGUUUUGUAAUCUGAUCCAGACAGAUUGGCAAGUAGACAAUAUGCCGAUCUUGUUGAUGCACAUGGAAUGUGGCUGGUCUGAGACCUUGAUAGCACUGGAUUUGAAUUUACAAAUGCAUAAUAGAAUAUAGACAGAAGCCCAUUGAAGUGUUGUGAGCAGACGAUGGUUGCACUGCCAAGAUCAUGUGGAAUGAAUCCAAAUGGCUGAAGACUGACUUCUGUGAUGGUGGGAAUCUCAGGAGGAGGCCAAAGUGAUCACCUGCUUGGCUGAUAAUGGUUUCAAAUGCUCCAGUCUUGUCUUUUGCAUUAGUGUGCUGGGCUUUGCCAGCUUUCAGGAUGAGGAUAGUCAUGGAGUCUCCUUUUAUUAGUUGUUUACUUGUCCACCAUCAUUCACCUCUGCUACAGCAAGACUGCAGAGGCUUGAUCCUAUCUGUUGGUUAUUGGAUCGCUUAGCUCUGUCUAUUGUAUGCUGCUUCUACUGUUGACACGCAUGUAGGCCUGCCUCGUUGCUUUCCCAGGUUAGUACCUCAUUUUUCGAUAUGCCUGGUGGUGCACCUGGCAUGCUCUCCUACAGAUCUCAUUGAAGAUUGAGGGAUAUACUGGGCAGUUUGGGGUGAUGUAACCUUUCUCCUGCUGAUGCUGUCCCUCAGUGCCUCAUAGAUGCCCAGUUUUAUCUACCGCAUUUAACACAGUAGUGCCAAGCAACUGGAUAAAGUUUGUGCUCAGAGUAAAGAUGAGACCACUGUGCAGUGGUCUUUCCGACCAAUACUGUCAUGAAUAGAUACAUCUGUGAAGGUAGAUUGAUGAAGUCAAGUAUAUUUUUCCCUUGUGCUGGUUCUCUGACCAUCUGCACAGUUCCCAUCUGGUAGUUGUGUCCUUCAGGAUUCAGUCAGCUCAGUCAACAGUGGUGCUACUGAACCAAUCUUGUUGACGGACAUUGAAGUCCCCUAUCCACAGUACAUUCUGAACCCUUGCUAUACCCUGGCGUUCAACAAGGAGUAGCACUAAUUCUUUAGUUGAGAGAGGGUGGUAGGCGGUAAUCAGCCAGUGGUUUUCUUGCCCAUGUUUGACCUGAUGCCAUGAGAUUUCAUGAGGUCUGGAAUAUUCCCAGGGGCACUACAUCCUGACUGUGUACCAGUGUACCAUUACCUCUGUACUAUCUGUCCUUCCUGUGGUGAGACAGUACAAUGGCCAGGAUUGGCAAUUGAGGAUUCUGGGAUAUUGGCUGAAAGGCAUGAUUCUGUGAAUAUGGCUUUGUCAGGUUGAUGCUUGUCUAGUCUGUGGGACAGUUUGCCCAAUUUUGGCAGAAGUUCCCAGAUGUUAAUGAGGAUAACAAUGCAGUUCAUGUUAAACUGGAGUGUUGCGCACUCAUAAUAUGGAUUGUGGUCCAAUCAGUAAGAAACAACCUCUAAUGUAAACAAUGACCAAAGUACCUCUGGAUUAAAAAGUAUUUUUAAAAAAAA
Molecule: messenger RNA, 5039 nt
Organism: Carcharodon carcharias (great white shark)
Lineage: Eukaryota; Metazoa; Chordata; Chondrichthyes; Lamniformes; Lamnidae
Gene: snx14
Product: sorting nexin 14
Exons: 30
Coding region: 245-3214 (989 amino acids)
Biological process (GO): autophagosome maturation
Cellular component (GO): late endosome
Molecular function (GO): phosphatidylinositol-3,5-bisphosphate binding
Source: RefSeq, a predicted model, not a curated record